This is a messenger RNA of Jaculus jaculus (lesser Egyptian jerboa), 5363 nucleotides long. It is a transcript of the gene Hdgfl3, whose product is annotated as HDGF like 3. Gene Ontology annotation, molecular function: double-stranded DNA binding; transcription coregulator activity. The record is from RefSeq and is a predicted model, not a curated record. Gene Ontology annotation, biological process: regulation of transcription by RNA polymerase II. Gene Ontology annotation, cellular component: nucleus. The transcript has 6 exons. The coding region runs from base 103 to 711 and encodes 202 amino acids. Lineage: Eukaryota; Metazoa; Chordata; Mammalia; Rodentia; Dipodidae.
GGGGAAGCGCGCUCCGUCGGCCCGCGGAGGUGGAGGGCACGGCCUCCGGGCAUCUUUCCUUCGCAGAGACCAAGGACGAGCGGGCAGGAGAGAGCGGCCGGGAUGGCGCGUCCGAGGCCCCGCGAGUACAAAGCGGGCGACCUGGUCUUCGCCAAGAUGAAGGGCUACCCGCACUGGCCCGCCCGGAUUGAUGAACUCCCAGAGGGAGCUGUGAAGCCUCCAGCAAAUAAGUAUCCAAUCUUCUUUUUUGGUACCCAUGAAACUGCAUUUCUAGGUCCCAAAGACCUUUUUCCAUAUAAGGAAUACAAAGACAAAUUUGGAAAGUCAAACAAACGGAAAGGAUUUAAUGAAGGAUUGUGGGAAAUAGAAAAUAACCCAGGAGUGAAGUUUACUGGGUACCAGGCAAUUCAGCAACAGAGUUCUUCAGAAACUGAAGGGGAAGGCGGAAAUACUGCAGAUGCAAGCAGUGAGGAAGAAGGGGAUAGAGUAGAAGAAGAUGGAAAAGGCAAAAGAAAGAAUGAAAAAGGCUCCAAACGGAAAAAGUCCUAUACUUCAAAGAAAUCUUCUAAACAGUCCAGGAAAUCUCCAGGAGAUGAAGAUGAUAAAGACUGCAAAGAAGAAGAAAACAAAAGCAGCUCUGAGGGUGGAGAUGCUGGCAAUGACACAAGAAACACAACUUCAGACUUGCAGAAAACCAGUGAAGGGACCUAACUACUGUAAUGAGUGCUGCAUAUUAAGAGAGACCACGAGAAGGUUAAAUGUUUGGUUGUGUAAUAUUCUUGGAUUUGAUAUGAACCAACAUAGUCCUUGUCGUCAUUGAUGGAACCCUAGUUUGUGUGCGCGUUAUCCACAUUCCUCUCUGUUCUGUUGGGAAAAGACAUUUUAACCUUUUUUAAGGUUGAUUUAAGUUCAUAUUAUUUGGUUGCAUGAAGUUGCCCUUAACCACUAAGAAUUACCAAGAUUUUUGCACAGACUUCUCCAUGUCUCGGAUCCUUUACCAAGGCAGAAAGUCUUCUUCCUGCCUUUACUCCACCAUCACCAAACACUCAAAUAUUAAUCAGCAUUUUUAGAUGACCACUCAAUAUAAUACUCAAGGAUUGGGUUUACUUUCUACUAGAAUCCAGGAUCCAAUUCCUAGUUAUAUAAUGUUGGUAUACUGAGGAUGAAGUCAAAUUGUCUUUCAGUUUUGAGGCCGUGUGUAAACUUUAACCAUGUUGUACAAUCUCUCUUCCAUAUUAGAAACAGCUAGUCAACAACUAGAACUUCUCAAAACUCAUGUGAUGUACACAAACUGAGUUUUUAAAAGUGACAUUAGUUGAGGCUUUUAUGGUAUACCAGAAUAAAUGCAAUGAUUCACUUUUCCCCCAAUGCCAUUUCAAUUUGAGCUGAUCACUGGAGGUGGUCACUUCACGCUCUAAGGCUGAAACCAGCAGUGCCCCUGUGGGAAAGCAGCCAGCGCAUUGACGUAACGAUGAACCUUUAAGUAAACCGUUUUCUUUUGGAACUAGAAUUAGAAUAGUUAAUAUUCAUCUGAAAACCAUUACUAUGUGUACAUGAUUGUUGCUAUUGUGAUAAUAGAGAAUUUUAUUUAUUUUUAUGCCAGCUUAUAGUGUGAAAACACAUUUAGUCAGUUUGGGUUUUAUCAAUCCUGUUAUGCUUGUCCUUGAAACAUCUUUCACGUAUUCGAGGUUUGUAGUUGAAAAGUUUACUGUAAAAAAAAAAAAAAUCAAAAACAAAAAAAAUAUGUAUUGUUUUUACAGAAUAAAUUUAUUGGAAUGUGUACUGGGAGUAAGAUUUGAGGUUGUAAACAACUAAGUUAGUGUAAUUUGGCUUCAUAUAUGUAAUGUGAAGUAUUAAUGUAAUUCAUAUAUUAAAGCAAAAAUUGUUAACAGCAAGUUGACAAUAGAAUCAAGUGCAGGUGAGGAUUUUCUUUUUCUUUCCUUUUUUAAAAAAAAUUAGGUUUUAUCUGGUUUUUAGGUUAUUUGAAAACAUUGGGAGCAUUGGAAAGGAAUGACAACAUGAUUUGCCUGCACAUCUAAGAAAGUACUUACCAGCUCAGUGACCCUAAGUUCACAUGAUAAUUCUAUGCAUGCAUUAAUUUGCAUCCCAUUUUCUUUGGGUUUUCUUACUUUGGUGUUGAGCUAAUGAACAUGAAGAGAAAAUGUAAGAAGACCUAAAAGCUUAGAGCCAUUGGUAAUGACGAUGGUGAUGGGGGCUGAGGAUCUGAAGGCACCGGUCUGCUUACCACUGCAGGCACACUGAGGAGGCAGCUAUGCUUCUGUUUUGUUUCUGUCAUAUAGAAAAUACCAUUUUCUCUAUUUUACUUGCAUAAUUCCAAAUGAAAAGUUCUUUAUGAGACAGGAUGUUAAUCCAGUUCUUUUCCCUUAAAGGGUACUUGUAAAUUUGUGAAUAUUUUAUUUUAACAUUAAUGAAAUUCAUCAAAAGACCUCUUCAUUACUCAUUCUAAAGCAUAAGGAGAAUAUAGAUGACAUUUUGAAUUGAAACAGAUUUCCUAAAUAAGCCAAAAUUUAUCAUGAAAAAUAUAUAUGUAAAGUGUAUCAAAUUUAAUAAGGUUUGUCUUCAUAAAAGGUCAAAAAUAAUUUUAUUAAAAAUACACACAGAAAUACAAUAAAAAUAUUGCCAGCCACCAAUAAAAUAAUUACUCAUUAAGGGUAAUGAGCAAGUUGACUUAUACCAUGUUAGCUAUUUAGGUUCACACAAAGUUUUAGUAAAAGCAAUUUUGAAACAACAGUAAAUAAUAUACUUUCCUUGGGAAGACAUUUUUCAAACAGCAUUUAAAAAUACUCUAAUCUGCCUUUUAUAUUAAGGUUGAAAAUAAAGCAUAUACAUUUUAUAUGCAGAAAUAAUACUCCAGCCUGUGAUUUUUGUUUUGAAUUGUUUUAUAUGCAUAGACCAGAUUCACUUCUGACUAGUUUCAUUUUUAUGCUAUUUGUAGGCACUAGAAUUGUAGUUUUCAUUCAUAUGUGCAACAGAAUGUUGAGAUAGAUUUAUUCACAGAUAAAUGUGAUAUAUUUCUUUAAAUAAAUUGCUUCUUCAAUUUUCAUUCAAAAAAGGAAAAUUAACCUACUCAAUACCAUUGUUCUUGCUGUUCACACAUACAAUGCAAACAAGAACCUGUGCUUUCUUAAAUAUUCAUGGGUGGAGAAGGGAGCAGAGUGAGGCAAAAUAGUAGUACCAGUAUAAUGAGUCCGUAAUCUCGAGGAAGCACAUGAAGUGUAAUUUUAUUCCACUUUUUCAUCUGCCUUUGUUUUUAUGAAGAACUCUGGUUUGUAGAUACAACGAUAGGCCAAGAGCUGAGGAAGAACUCCAUAUGCUACGUUUAAUGCUAAGAAAAGGAUUUUCGCUUCUUCAGGGACUCUGUAGACAUAAGCAGUUCUCGCAUGAAGGGAAGCACCAAUGUGAGAGAACUGAGCCUGUUACAGUAAAACAAAACAAAACAAAACAAAACAAAGAGUAGAUAAGCACGAAAUCUGUGUUCUCUUGGAUCAAUGCAUUCUGAGAGGCUCAUUUAGACCACGUUUCUGUGCCCUCAAAACCUGCCUCACAGGCACAGCAACUUCGUUCCACAGACUUCAUAUAUUGGUCUUUCCUUAAGUUUAAGACCAUUCUUGAUAUAACUAUUCAAAUAAAGUAUACUUUCUUAAGUGUGGUUUUUGUCAUGCCAGUUGUGUUUUUUAAUCUAUCUACUGACCCAUAUCAAGCAUUAGUUACUCUAUUCAGUAGAAAAAUCUGAAUGAAAUCUCCAUUUUAUUUUUUUCUUAAAUUCUGGAAAAUCCUACAAAGACUUAGCUGUGUCUCACAAACUGUUCCAAUAAAAAGAAGUCCUGCGUUUAAGAAGCUUAAGUUCAGUUAGCAUUCCAGGCCAUUUAAAGCAAAGCACCAGGGACCUUAGCUUCACCUGUCAGUCUUUUCACUGCUGAGAGCAAGACCUCAACCCUCUCACGCAUUUUCCAAUUGACUCCUGUACUUGUUUUAUGCAGUUUGUUAACACUGGGGUUUUUUUUAUAAAGUUGUUCACAACUUGAUGGUGGGUAGGAGGAGUAUGACUACUUUAUAAAAUGACAGACACACGGGCACAUACUGUAGCUUGUCAGCAUAAUCUGAGUUUCAGCAAAGGCGAGGGCCUCCCUCUGUUUUCGUACACACAGACAUUCAUAAAUGUGCCAGCUGCAUUUCACUUGGGUUGUUUGUUUUUGAUACUUUUACUAACUAAGCACAGCGGAAAACUAUAGUACAGGCCAUAGCAGGAUUUAAAGCUCCUAUAUUUCCUCAUUGCAGAAUGCAAAGCCCAAUUCUGUAUGUUCUUGUCUUGCUGAAAUUCAAGAUACACAUGAAUAAAGGAUGGAGAAUUGGGAAUUCAGACAUAAUUAGUUGUGAAUUGUUAGUUCGCUGGGAUUAAAGUACAAUCUAAAUACACAGAAGUGUAAGAAUGAAUCACUAAAUAAUUCAUUUUAAAUAUAUUUCCAUUUCCUUUCAUGUGAAGUCAAUGAAUUCUAAGUGGUUAGAUGAAAGCUCGAUUACCAUUUGACUUUAUCAUCACAAGACAAGGGCAAGCUUUUACAAGCAGUGUGUUUAUGAAUUUCUAUGGCCAAUAUUUUAAUGGGCUACAAUUUUACAAAUUACUGAUAUAUUCUGGAUACCUCCAGUACAUUUUUGCUCCUCUCUGGAGAUUGAAAUGUUGACAAGGACCAACAAGUGGAUUAUCUGCAUUGUGAUCCAUGGGCACUCAGAGGGCUCUGCCCUCAGACACUCUCCCUGGGCCAGAUGCCCAAAUGACCCAGCAACGUUUUUGCCUCUCUGGGCUCCAAGGACAAAAGUCCUUGAGAAUAAAUAGCACUUUGGGUACUGCCUUGAGGAGCUGCUGUUGUGGACAUUCAAUGAACUCUCAACAGGAACUUGGCUCCUGGCAGUAUUUUCCCUAGGACCUAUUUUGAAUAGCUGUUUUUCUGAAUAUAUAACUAGACUUUUCUUCUGGACUAGAGGCCAGUUUUGAACCCUGGUUUUGUCAUAAAUGUGGGUUUAGUGGCUCUAUCUUUAUAGACAGUUGUACACAUCACAAAAUCACCAGAAAAAAACAAAAUGACACUCAUACUUAAAGAGAAUAAGUAACAGGACAGUUGUGUGGACUUGUGUAGGGAGCCUGCCUAAAAAGUCUGCUUCUGUGGGCCCUUUCCUGCACUGAGUAGUGCAGUUAAUACCUCAUUUUCAUGAACAGUAAGCUCAUGGCAACAUUAAAAAAUGAUUCAUAUCUUUAGAUUGUAAGCCCACUGGGCAGGAACUGUGUCUAAUGUUUUGUGUGGCAUCUAUCACAUUGUUAGAGCUCAAUAAACGUUCAACAACAA